GGAAUGGGAGAAACCACGGAAAGGGAGAAAAGGAAAAGGAUAAAGUCAUAGAUGUUCUCGCGAAAGGUAGACAUCUUGUGCUUGCAGGAGACGAAAUUGGCAGAGGAGAAGUUUGAUCUUAUCCAGAAGUGGUGGGAGGGACCACAAUUCUGGUCCCCUGCGCAGGGCACAAGGGGAGGAGUGGCUAUAUUGCUCCAUCGGAAUUUGCAAGGCUCAGUCUUGGAUGCAGAGACUGACUUAUGGGGGAAAUGGGCCUGGGUGAGGUUACAGGUGGGUAAGAAGGAAUGGGUAUUGGCAACAGUGUACUCACCAACGGAUGUAGCUGCACGAGUGGAGUUUUUCACUAAUCUGCAAAGAAUAGUUCCACAGUCAGAGAAUGUGGUAAUUCUGGGGGAUUGGAAUCUGUCAUUAGACGAGGCUCUCCGCAAAGGCUCCCGCUCAGCUGGCAGAAAAGACACGGCCGCCCUGCUGGAUCUGAUUCAGGAACGGGAUCUGUCAGACCCGUUUCGCUGGUUGAACCCGGAAGACCCGGGCUUUACUUGGUUCUCUAGUGCCCGGAGAGAGGGGGAUGGGAGGGAGGUAGUGAGACGGCGGUUGGACUACUGUCUGGUGGGUAAGGGGUUAGCUCAAUCGGUUACUUAUGUCCAACAGAUAUCCCACCCGCUUUCUGAUCAUAAGCCGGUGGCGGUAGACAUCGUGAUGACAGGGGAGGUGGAGAGGGGGGAAAGUUAUUUUAAGUUAAAUUCUCAAAAUUUAGAGGAUUCGGGCUUGAGGAGCUGGGUGAGUACCCAUAUGGAGAAUUGGCAGGCGACCAGACUGUCCUUCCCGUCCACAACAAAAUGGUUGGAUGGGGGCUUAGCUGUAAUUUCUGGGGUUCUGAAUGUGAGCUCUAGGAUUCUUGCAAGAGAAAGAAAUAAGGAAGAGGACCUGUGCAGGAGAAGGGUAGAGGAGGCGGAAAGAAGGAUGGAGUCUCAUCCGAUCUCUGAGUUGGUGUGGGCCAAGGAAAGAGAGCGCAGAUUGGCGGAGUGGGAUAAACUUCAAGUAGAAAAGCAACAGAGAUGGGAGGAAACGCUGAGGAUCAAGGACAUUCAAACGUAUGACAUGAUGUCUAACGAAACGUUCCGUAGACUGUUGCCAAGUAUCUCCUUUCAACAGGUGGUCCAGCUGCAGCACCCGUUUGAUCGAACGGCUCAACAUGCAACAUCUAACGAAGGGAUGCUGGAAUAUGUCAGGAUGUACUACUCAGAUAUCCUCACAGCCAGAAGAACCCAAGAUACAGUUGAUACGGACCUGACACAGGAACUGAACAUGUGGGAGGACACUGCUGUUCAACUGGAGGUGUCGGACAGGCUGCUUCUGGACAGACCAAUUACGGAGGAAGAGUUGAAACAGACUCUAAGGGUGAUGACGGCGGGGAAGUGUCCAGGCAGGGAUGGCUUAACUGUGGAAUUUCAUGGGGCCUGCUGGGAUGCUUUGGGCCCCCCACUUGUGGAGGUGGUUAAUGAAGUUCUGCUGGACGGGAAGUUGGGGGGAGCGAUGACGCACAGAGUUAUUUUGGUCAUGUUCAAGAAGGGGGACAAGGCGAAUAUAAAGAUCUUAGCUAAAGCGCUAACUUUACGGUUGGGGAAAGUUCUCCCGAAGUUGGUGGAGAAAGAUCAAGGCGCUUUUGUUCAGGGCCGUUCAAUCUUCAUCAACAUCUUGACGGGAAUUGAGAGCAUAGAAGCCAUUCAGGCGGAAGAGAUGAAUUUGGUUGUGCUCCUUCUUGACAUAGAGAAAACCUACGAUAGAGUAGGCUGGUCCUUUGUUUUGACCACGAUGAGGAAGAUGGGCUUCAGUCCGGGGUUUUGCAAAUGGGUUAUCGCUAUGUAUAUGUACGCUACUUCAGCAGUCCAAGUCAAUGGACAUCUAUCAGACAAGUUUCAGUUGACAAGGUCUCUCCGUCAGGGCUGCCCUCUAGCCCCUCUGUUGUUCGUGCUCGAGCUAGAGGUUCCGCUGAAUCGGAUCCGGAAUCAUCCACGCAUUCAGGGCCUACCUCUGUCAAGCGAUAAGGAGUGUAGAACAAAGGCUUUAGCGGAUGAUUUGUUCCUGAUUUCGGCCAAUACUGUGGAGUCAUUGGAGGCAGUAAAGGAUGUCCUGCUAGAAUAUUCAGGGUUGUAUGAAGCUUCGGUGAACUGGAACAAGUCCACCUACCUGCUACCGGAGGAUUCUGCGCUUCGGGUAGAAUGGGGUAUGCAAAGGGUAAAUGCAGAGACAUGUGAGCGCUUCCUAGGGGUGUUGAGUUGUUUCCGCUGCCUUUCCAUGCCGAUGACUACCAAACAGAAGCGAGCGAGUUUGGGUAAAGUUCGUGGAAUUUAUUCCGACCCUUAUGCCUCUGUCGAUCUCCGUAAUGGCCCCUUGGGCGCUCGUAUGGCGCAAACCCGUGUCAUCAGGAACACUCCUCGUCCCAUCUGGAACGAACGCUUCCGCAUCAUCACCGCCCACAUGGUCACCCACGUGGUCAUCACGUUGAAGGACGCCGAUCUCGUGGAUGCCAACUUGAUCGGACGGUCAUAUAUCCCCUUCGAGACUGUCGGGACCGGAGAGAGAAUCGAGCAGUGGUUUGAUGUGGUGGGCAGUGACAAGAAGACUCCCAUAGGUCCAGACUGCAAGGUGCGCGUCGCGAUGCAGUUCUUUCCUGUUUUGGAAAGAGCUAAUCAGGGUGUGAUGUGGGAGGACAAGGGUAAGGCGAGCCCCCUCUCCUCCCAACUCCCUGGGGUUCCGAACACUUACUUCCCUCUCAGAGUCGGCGGAGAGGUGAAACUCUAUCAGGAUGCCCAUGUGAGAGAGGGCACUCUCCCUCGGAUCACGCUGAAGGACGGGAGGGUCUAUGCGCAUGGGAUGUGCUGGUGGGACAUAGCGAAUUCCAUCGCGAAUGCGCAGAAGCUGGUGUACAUAGUCGGCUGGUCCGUAUAUUACAAAACGCCGUUGGUGAGGGAUAAAGACAUGGUGUUGAAAGGAACAGCGUUGGAAAGAUACGUGGAAGAUGUGGGGGGUAUCGAACAUCUGACCUUGGGAGCGUUGCUGAAGAUGAAGGCCGACGAGGGUGUCAAAGUGCUGUUGCUGGUCUGGGAUGAUAAAACCUCGCACAAUUUCGUCUUCUUCAAGACGGCGGGAGUCAUGGGGACACAUGAUGAGGAGACAAAGAGCUUCUUCAGGCAUUCGCGCGUGAAGUGUGUGCUUGCCACCCGCAAUGCUGACUCAAAGCUCAGCUACUUUAGGCAAGGGGUGGUGUCAACAUUCUACACGCACCACCAGAAAACGGUGGUUGUGGAUGCACCCGUGAAGCAUGACUCUGUUGGAUUCAAGGCAAUGAAUGGGGAGAGGACACUUAUCGCAUACCUCGGAGGCAUUGAUCUGUGUGAUGGGCGCUACGACUAUUGUGAGCACCCACUGUUCCGAACGGGGUAUGGCGACGGUCCACAUGUCAAUGACUUGCAUCAGCCGAACUUUCCCGGCAUCAUAGACUGGUCGAAGGGGGGUCCACGACAACCUUGGCAUGAUAUCCAUUGCAGGAUUGAGGGUCCGGCUGCCUUCGAUGUGCUGAAGAACUUUGAGCAACGGUGGCUGAAGUCUGCACGGAUUCCCACCUCCUGGUGGAAAUUGGGAUUUCAGGAAAUUCGUAAUUUUGUGAAGUUUGAGCUGACACAUACUUGCGCUCUCGCCUUGGGUGUUUUGCGGCAGCGGGAGGUGGGAAUCCCGGUGAGGAAAAACACCAGUCCUCCUCUUGCAUGCAUUAUGUGUGCUCGUUCUGAUUUUGUGUUCGUAAGUAGCCUGGGUAUCAGGAGAACGAACGUCUUUGGGGUGGGAAUCGUGGGAUUGAUUGACAAUGUGAGUACUUCUGUGACGGCUGGGAACCUCACGUCAGAGGAGGAAGACUGUACUUUUCUUGAGUUCGAGAAUUGUUACCCGGACAACCUGACCCUUAAGCGCACUGUUACAUGCCCAGUUGGGCGAUGUACAUAAUAAACCGAGGAUCCGCAAUGUGAUAAAAAGGACUGAAUGGACAAUGCAGUGCAAAUGAAAUCUCAACAAGCAG
Molecule: messenger RNA, 4075 nt
Organism: Chara braunii
Lineage: Eukaryota; Viridiplantae; Streptophyta; Charophyceae; Charales; Characeae
Source: the annotation of a GenBank genome assembly